AUGCAGCCAAGAGAGAGGUCCAAGAGCAGAGACCCCUGGAACAAAGGCGACAAGGAUACUGUGAAUCAGCUCGUGGCGAAGAUUGCGCCGGCUACCCCAGAGGUGACGAGGUCGGAGGCCUUCAAGCAUGUCUACGUGAAGGCGCCCCCGGCAGAGCAGAAGGAAGCAGUGAACAAGCAUCGCAAAGAUAUCAAAGAGAAUAUUCGCAAGAUCGGUAUUAUCAUCAAGGCUGUUGCCGCAGCGGAUCGCCCUGCAAACGACGCGGACUGCAAGGAUAUAGCUGUACUCAAAUGCAUGUUGACGGAGAGUUCAGGAUCAGAGAACCAGUUGUCCGAGGUCAACAUACAGUUGGAGAAAGAGCAGGGUCAUUUGCGCGAGAUACAGCAGAAGGAGGCGGAGGUGCGCGAGAGGCGCAUCCAGAUCGAGGAAACCAUCCGAAACAUUCAGGAGACGACCGACCAGCUGACGAAGUCGAAGGACGAGGGUGGCACGGCCGAGAGCGCCGACACGGAGAUGCACAAUGCAGAGGAGGGCGUUGGCAGGGCGCCUGGGAACCCUCAUGCAGGCCUUGGGAGCGAGGCACCAGCAUCUUCAGCGGCGCCAAAGGCAGCUGCGGCGAGCCAUGCCGCGCCAGCUGUGCCAGAGAGCUCCAGAGAGAUGGGCUCGAUCAAGGGGUGCCUCCAGCGUCUGACCGCGGCGCAGAUGCAGCAGCAGAACCAGCAGGAGGCCAUGAUGAGGCAGAUUGGCAGCUUCCGCGGUCACCUGAUGGACGAGGUGCGCAUGAUGAUGAAGGCCGCCCCCUGGACAGCUCAGGGGCCGCGGAUGCCACAGCAGGAGCCAGGGAUGGGGAGUCAGCCAACGCCGACCACGCCGAUGCAGGCAGGGCAGGUGCCAGGCAUAUCGCCCACGUCUACGGCCGCGUCUACCCCCCCUGGAUAUCCGAACAUAUACGAGCAGCUGCGGGCAGAAAGGCACGCGGCGGGCAUGGUGUUUCGACGGGCCCCGAGUCCAGCGGAUGCGGGCAUUUUCUGGGGCCCAAGUACGACCCCAGCCGAUUCGGAUGCUGCGGAGUACCAGCACCAGCUGAGGAUGGCCAGGUUCCACCCGAUGUACCCCAGUCAGUCGGCGCAGAGGUCGCCGACAUUUCCGUCGGCGCCCUUCGCGCCCGCGCAGCCGCAGAUGGAGCCCGAGACGCCUGGGAUUGCGCAGUGGGAUUGCCCGACCCCGCUGUGCGAUGUCCUGCGCACGCCGAAGGUCCCAGCGGGCGGCCCGUCUAAGGGCGAGCCUCCGACGAUCAGGGUGCCAACCUCGGCGUGCCCGACGGAUGCGUGCGACAGGACCUUCGCCCAGGUGCAGAACCCAGCGAUGGCGGAGGAAGCCACCCAUUACGCCAUCUACGAUUCCACCAGGCAUGGAGGCCUGCAGCAGCCGUGCGAGUCGCGGAGGGCGAAGGAGGCAGAGCCAGCGGUCGAGCCCGUGGGAUCGCCGAAGAGGGAGAUCUCGAGGCGGAUCACCGAGAAGAAAGAGGACCCGAGGGAGAACAGGCAGAAGGGCAGCGUUCACCCGCACAAGGGCAAGGGCGGCAAGGUGGUGAUGGUCAAGGACAGGCCAGCAGCGGACAAGGGCUGGGAGACGAUCGAGGAAGAGGACGCCUCCAUCCCGUACCCGCAGCAGCCGCCCCAGAUGUCGCCGACGCAGCCCCUCGCGCAGCCCGAGCAGAUGGAGGAGCUGGCAGGGCCCGCUUUCUCCGCGACGGCGACGCCAGCGCCGACGCCUACGGUUACGGGAUCACCAGGGGCGCCCCAGUGCCUGCAGCCGCCACCGUGGCCAGUACCGCCACAGCCAGCAGUUGCGAUGUCACCGGCGUUGAUGGAGGCGUCGCCGACCCCAGUGGCGGAGAUGAUCGAGCCGUCGCAGAUGACAUCGCAGGAGAUCAAGCAGCAGGUGGAGGCGAUCGACCGUGCUGUGGCAGGGCAGGGGUGCUCGACCUCUGCGUCGCCCAGCGGCAUAUCCGCGGCGGACUACCAGACGACGGAGAUUUUCGCUCACCCAGUCUACGACCCCAAGUGGAACCCAUCAGCUCAGAGGUCGCCCGAGGUCACCGAGAGGACGCGGCAGUUCGCUACGCGCAUGCUGAAUAAGAUAUGGCGUGAGGGAGCUGUAGAGAGGCGGAGUUUCGCUAUCCGUCAAGCUAGGGUGUGGCAUGAUGCGUCGCCUCAAGAGUGGGGCAGGCCCCUCAAUCGCAUGUGCGAGGAGCUGUUUGUCGCGAGGCAGCGCCUGAUGGCCAUGGGGGACCAGUGCCACCCCCCAGACGCACACAACAUCAACGAGGAGGUGAUCGUCGCUUUCGCGAGGCAGGUCGCAGAGCACAUCCGCCAGGAUAGGCCCCCGGUGGUGCCCUUCCACGACCCGGCGCCCCCUGGCAUGGAGGAGGCGAUCCUUGCAGGUGCGGCCGCGACGGAGACAUGCACGGGAGGCGUCAGCGCCUCCUCGGGCAGCAGCGAGUCUGCUUGCUGCAGCACCUGCGAGGACGCGAACGGUUUCGCUUUUCUCGGGUUCGCUGGACAGAGACUUGAGGGGUCGAUUCCAGGAGAGCUCAUAGGCAGUAAGAAGUCGAGUACUGUUGUGGAAAUGGCUGGAAUGAUCUGGGCGACGCUGCAUGCCGCUCGCUUCCCAGCCGACGUCCACGUCACCAUCGAGGUUGAUAAUAAAACGGCUCUCAAGCUCACAGUCGGCGAGUACAGCGGAUUCGAGUUCCAACGAAAGGCCCCAAGUGGCCAAAUGGAGCAUCAGGAUCAGAAGUGCGGAGAGAAAAAGGUCAAGGCCCGAGUUAGCUUCACUGUGGCCACCUUUAGUGUGCUCACUCUCAAGGAUGAGGAGGAGGGGUACUGCAAGAAGAAGCGACGCAAGGUCGCGGAGGAUUUUCUGGUCCUGUCCUCGGGACUUGAAAAGGGGAGUCUCGGGUGUGAACUCCACGUUAACUUGCAAGCUGUGUACGCGAGAGUUGGCGAGGUUGAGCACUGGAUCCAGCCCCAGCAAGUCCGCGUGCUGUAUUCUGACCCCCGCGCCCUCAUCGUGGCUGUGCAGGCCAAGUUUUUCGACGAAAAUGCUGCUGCGUUGCAUGCCCCACGCAGCAAGCACAAGCCGGAGGUGCGAAAGGCGUGGUGGGCCCACGCGCGGCAGUUGAUGGCACGAUGGAAGCCGACCAUCCUGCUGGCUGAUGCGAAUGCCCGCGUCGGCAGCGUCGAAGAUGAAGGAGUGGGGGGGUGUGGCUUGCAGCAGAAGGAGGAUGAUAACGGAGGAGAUUUUCGGGAGUUGCUUGAUCUUGGGGGCCAUGUGGCUCUCAACACGGUCUUGCUUCACGACCAGGGGUGCACUUGGGUGUCGCAUGCGGGCGCCAGACAUCGACUGGAUUAUGUGACCACCAGUGCGGCUCGGCGACAGUACGCCAAAAAGGUUUGGGUUGACUACGCUUUUGAUUCUCAGCGACUCAAGGAUGAUCAUUUCCCUGUCGUGCGUCGUUUCGAGUAUCAGGUGGUCAAAAAAGUCAAGGCUCACGGGGCCCCCCGCAUGGGCCCCCGUAAGUUGUCCGACCUUGAGGCCAAAGGGGCCUUCGCUCGGGAGCUCAAUGAGCUGCCAGUGUGCGCGUGGGAGGUCGGUGCUGAGGAGCACAGUGUGGCGGUGACUGAAACCAUGUUGAACGCCGCUAAGAGGCACUUUGGCCAGGACCCCUUUACUCCCUUUAAGCCGUAUGUCAGUAGGCAGGUCAUGGGGCUGGUUAGGCUCCGCAGAUGGGGGGUCAAGGUUAUCCGUGGGUCUAGGCAGGGCAAUUGGGACAUAGCACGUAUCUUUGCGUGGUCUUUCGGGCCGCGAGUCGCUGACUUUGUGCGGGCGCAGUGCGAGUGGAGCCUCCACGCGAGCAACCUGGAGGAAAUUUGCUCACAGGUUGUGGCGACGGUGUUGCCAGUUGCGUGCCUGGUCGAUGCUAUUCGUUUUUUCCUUGACCAGACCCGGCAGGUGCUGCGCGACUGCAGCAUGCGGGAUCGCAUUAGUGAAGUCGAGGACCUGGCGCAGGAAACGAUGAGCAGUCGUGAGAGCGGGGAUGCCAGUAACGAGUGGCAGAAGGCCAAGAGGGUCAUUGCCACUGGAGGUUUCGAGGAGGCUCGGUAUAAAGGGGCGAAUCUUUUGCCUAUCUAUCGGGAUGAACAAGGCCAGGUCCUCCGAGGGCCCCAAGAGUGGGAUGAGGAGCUUCUGAGGCAUUUCUCCGAGAUCGAGGGGGCCCGUAGGGUGCGUUUCCAGGAGCUUGAGGACAUCUACGAUAAGACGACUCGUAGGUCCAUCACCCUGACCAAUGCCGUGCCUAAGUUCCACUACGCUUUCCUCAGACAGUGCUUGAACGUGUUCAUUGAGAGUCUGCUCACAGACUCUCAGACUGGAGGUCGGAGAGGGAGAGGAACUGCGCUGUCCACCCACACGAUGUUGGCUUUCUUGCAUCAGGCGCAGGCUGAGAAGUUCACGGCGGUGCUGCCGCUUGUGGACGUGGUCAGCGCAUUUUAUAAUAUGAUUCGGCAGUUCGUUGUUGAUCUGCUUACGGUCAGCAUCCUGGCUGAGCCGGGGGACGAGCCCCCUCUGGCCGACACUGCCUAUGGUGAUGAUGCUAAUUUUCCCGUAGUGUGUAGGAGCAACUCUGAUGUGCUGUGGGUUGUGCGGACGGUGUUCUCGGUCAUUGUCACGCGCAUGGCCCAAUAUGGCCUCGUCAUCAGUUUUGUUGCGGGAAAAUCGCAGGUGAUGAUUCAGGUCAACGGCAAAGACAAAGCGUGGUGUAAGCGUUUGCUGUCGGUGGAGUUGCAGGGCCAGAUUUACAUCCCAAGCUUGCAGGAAACGGUUGGGAUGGUGGCCACGCAUAAGUCUCUCGGGACGUUGCUGGCCGCGGACGGGUCGGUGGGGCCCGAGGUGGUCUAUAGAUGUGGCACUGCUAGAGCCAUCACGGGGGCGAUGUCUAGGCUUGACGCGCAGGAGAGCAAGGAUCUUCGGCAGCGAGGCCUCUACCAGGAGAAGGCCCUGAUCCCCGCCGUGAGGUCGGCGACCCCACUGAUCCCGCCCCAGGAUCCUGAGAUGUGCGACCCCGUCGAGCCCCCAAGCGUCGUGGAGGAUUGGAUUGAAUAUUUCCAGGCCCAGGCCCCCCAGGACAGGCCCGUCUGGACCCUGAGCCUAGAUGUGGCCAACGCGCCUGUGUUGGGGGACCUCAGCGUCGAAGGCACCAUCGAGCACUGGCUGAAACUUGUGCGGGAGUUCUCGGUUGUCGGCUUGCUCGGGGGCCCCCCGUGCGAGACGUGGAGCGCGGCCAGGUUCAACAGUCUGGCCAACGGCAGGGGUCCCAGGCCGGUGAGAUCCAGGGAGCUCCCGUGGGGCAUUGAAUGUCUCACGAGUAAGAUGGGGGAGUUCCGAACAGCUGCGUUGAAGGAGUACCCCGCUGAGCUGUGCAAGUUGCUCGCUCGAUGUAUGUGGGAAGGGGUCGAGGCCAGGACGAGGGUCGGCCCUAGGUACCGAUACCUCGUCAACGUCGCCGCGGUGGUCUCCGCGUGGCGGCUGACGGAGCUGCUCGCCUCGGGCUCCGUGCUGCUGCUCCAGGAGGACUCGUCGCGGGAGCUCAUCUACGAGUGGCUUACGCCUUGGGAGCACUUCGUGCCUGUGAGCUCGGGGCUCUCCGACCUCGUCGCGAAGGUCCAGUGGCUGGAGUCCCACCAAGCGGAGGCACGGGCCAUCGCCGAGAGGGGCUACAGGCACUUCGUCGCUCGCGUUCGCCGACAAGACACGUACUGCUACCUGUGGCAGGCCCUUCGCGCGAUGGCCGCUGCGCAGGAGCCGACGCGGCCGCCGAAGGAGCCAGACAUGCUGAGGAAGCAGGGCUGGUCCGAGGUGAAGCCGGCCUCCGUGGCAGCCGUGGCUCCGAGGCACACCACCCUGAGCAAGCUCAUCAAAGCCGGCGCCGGCCCGGCCCACAAGGCGCAGGAGCUGUGA
Prorocentrum cordatum is the source of this 6021-nucleotide messenger RNA. NCBI's taxonomy places the organism in Eukaryota, Dinophyceae, Prorocentrales, Prorocentraceae. The record is from the annotation of a GenBank genome assembly.